Molecule: messenger RNA, 887 nt
Organism: Oryctolagus cuniculus (rabbit)
Lineage: Eukaryota; Metazoa; Chordata; Mammalia; Lagomorpha; Leporidae
Source: RefSeq, a predicted model, not a curated record
UAAGCCCCACCCCCAGGUCGAGGCUGGAACACGCCGAGCGUGCUGGGAGCCGCCAUGGCGGACGGUCCUGUAGCGGAGCAGCUGCUGAGGCGGCUGGAGAACGCCGAUGGCGGCCUGGACAGCGCGGAGCUGGCAGCUCAGCUGGGCGUGGAGCACCAGGCGGUCGUGGGCGCCGUGAAGAGCCUGCAGGCGUUGGGCGAGGUCAUCGAGGCCGCCCUUCGCUCUACCAAGCGCUGGGAGCUGACAGCUGAGGGCGAGGAGAUUGCCCGGGAGGGCAGCCAUGAGGCCCGGGUGUUCCGCAGUGUCCCCUCCGAGGGGCUGGCCCAGAGCGAGCUCAUGCGGCUGCCCAGUGGCAAGGUGGGCUUUAGCAAGGCCAUGUCCAACAAGUGGAUCCGCGUGGACAAGAGCGCAGCGGACGGGCCCCGCGUGUUCCGAGUGGUGGACAGCGUGGAGGACGAGGUGCAGCGGCGACUGCAGCUGGUGCAGCGGGGGCAGGCGGAGAAGCUGGGCGAGAAGGAGCGGAGUGAGCUCAGGAAGAGGAAGCUGCUGACGGAAGUGACCCUGAAGACCUACUGGGUGAGCAAAGGCAGCGCCUUUAGCACCAGCGUCUCCAAGCAGGAGACGGAGCUGAGCCCGGAGAUGAUCGCCAGUGGCUCUUGGCGGGACCUGCCCUUCAAGCCCUACAACUUCCUGGCCCGCGGCAUCCUGCCGGACAGCGGCCACCUACACCCCUUGCUCAAGGUCCGCUCCCAGUUCCGCCAGAUCUUCCUGGAGAUGGGGUUCACCGAGAUGCCCACCGACAACUUCAUCGAGAGCUCCUUCUGGAACUUCGACGCCCUCUUCCAGCCCCAGCAGCACCCGGCCCGCGACCAGCACGACACCUUCUU